CACAUCAAAGCAAGGUUCAUUCUGAGAGAAGCACUGUGCUUGAUGACACCCAGAAAGGGACAGUCACUGUAACAAUGCAGAAGCUGCAAGUUGAAGACUUCAGAGUGUACUGGUGUGCACACCGUAUCUGUUCUCAGUUUUCCCAAAUAAUUCAGAUUAAGCUAUCUGUUUUCAAGAGUCUCCGUGCCCAAACAACCAACGCUGUGGAGAGACGACUGGAAGGAAGCACUCUGUCUAUCCAGUGUCCCUACACAGCACAGACUAAACACCAGCAUCGGAAAGCCUGGUGCCACAUGAGAGAUGGACAAUGUGAGCCCUUAGUGGACACGACCAGCCCAACGGACAAAACCCAGGCCACAAGGCGGAAAGCUAUGAUAGUGGAUGACCCCAUGCGUAGGACCAUGUCCGUCACAAUGACCGACCUCCAGCCAGAGGACUCAGGCACAUACUUCUGUGCUUACCGUUCCUACCAAUAUGUUCCAAUAAAGAUCAUCUCACUGAAUGUUUUCAAGGAGUUGCUCAAGUGGGAGUUGGACAGUCUCUCUGUGCAGUGCCCGUACGGCGCCCUGAGUCACAGCACGGGGACAAUAGCCUGGUGUCAAGGAGAAAGUCAGACUGGGUGCGAAUUUGUGCAAGACAGAACAUUGAUCCAGGACGACAUCCAGAAAAGGGUUGCCACCAUUACCAUGCAGAAACUGCAGGCCCAGGACACCAGCAUGUACCAGUGUGUGCUCUACAGCAGGUCUACUCUCACCUGGAUUAUGGCGGUCGAGCUCUUUGUGUUCAAGAGGACCCAACAAUACACAGCCAAGGAGUCAGGCGAUGUCUCUGUCCAGUGCCUGUACAGAGCCCAAGACUAUGGGGCUGUAAGCAAAGCCUGGUGCAAAGAGGCAGCUGGGAAUGCGUGUACUAUACUGGUCACCACAAAUAAGAAGCCCACAAGUUACCACAGGGCACCACAGGAAGGCAAAGUGACGAUCCAGGAUGACACUCAGCAGGGGAUUGUCACCAUCACCAUGGAGAAGCUGCAGACACAGGACUCCGGUGUGUACUGGUGUGCGCUUUAUGAAUACGCUCAUCUUUUCCGAAUGGUGGAGGUUACGCUCAGUAUUUCCAAGGGUGACUUCUGCUCAAAUGUAAAAACCUUCAUCCUGCUCUCUGUGGUCCUGGGCAUCCUGUUCAUCCUGGCACUCAUCAGCUCGACAGCCCUGUAUGUCAGGCAGUGCAAGCAGCUGAAGAGAAAAGGUACCAGACAAGCAGAGCACACCUAUGACAAACCAGAGGACACCUAUGACAGACCUGAGGACACCUAUGACAGACCUGAGGACAUAGCACAGCUUGACAGCACUGAAAGAAUGGAAAGGCCUAAGGAUGACAGCAGAGACCUAAAAUAUGUUACCCUGAACUUUAAAUCCCAACUCAUCCCUGAGGAUCCUCUCUACUGCAAUGUUGAACCAAGUCAGACUCACAGGAAACCCAAAGAUGAAAAUGUGGAAUAUGCUAUCAUUCAAUUCAAGCAGUUACCGACGAAUGUCAAAGGAUGA
This is a messenger RNA of Tauraco erythrolophus (red-crested turaco), 1544 nucleotides long. NCBI's taxonomy places the organism in Eukaryota, Metazoa, Chordata, Aves, Musophagiformes, Musophagidae. The record is from RefSeq and is a predicted model, not a curated record.